AUGCAGUUCAGCCAGCGAAUAAGAAAGUAAAAAAAUUGCGAUUUAUAUUUGACAAAAAAUAUUUUUAAAUACAAAAAAAGGCAAAAAUAAUCACUCCCCACAGUUAUAAAUUACUUAAAAGUGUAAAUCUUAUUUCCCCACAAUAUAUUUUAAUAAAAAUUAAUCCAAAAACCAUCAAAUCGGGAAGAUUAUUUAACCUUUUCCCUUGAGAGGUGCAGUGCAACUCAAAAAUAUACAUAAACCUCCAUAAGAAAAGGAAAAAAUACCUAUCGUAUUUGUAAAUUUAUUUUUGAAAAUUGAAAGCUAAAGAUAAAAAAAUUGUGAAUUUCAAGUGAAAGUGCGUUCGAAAUGAUUAAAACUCAGAGGUGAAUGAGAAAAAUUCAAAAAAUCCUAAAAAAAUUUCCUUUUUUUUCACACACAAAAUUCCACGGCGCAGAUAGGAAAAUAAUAAAAGAAAAAAAAACAACACAAAAGAAAGGAAUACACAAAAAGCUAGAAACAAAUAUAAAAUAGUUUCAUCACCAAAUCAAGUCAUCAUCAUCAUCAGGCUCUGAGGCAACAGCAAUUCACACAAAGUUGCAUUGCUGCUGCACAAAUUGUAGCACUCGAAACAAAAUUGUAACAAAAAUACGACUCACAAAACAAAAACAAUAAAAAAAAAACAUAAUUAAUGACUUAUCUUGUCAACGUGGGUUUGUUUUUGUUAAUCAAUAAAAGUUAAAUUAAACAACAAGGAACCGAACUGCAAAAAAAAAGUGGUAAACAAAAUUGAAAACGAAGUCAAUAAAAUUCAAAAAAAGAAAACAACAACAUUAAAAUAGACAAAACAAUAAAAAUAAUAUGAUUGAAUUCGAAUUGGACUUUGAAGAUGGAAAUCGUCCGCGCGAAGUGCCAGAGACUCCGCUCAAGGAAUGGCGUCUCAAAUACCAAGCUGGCACAAUUGUAGCACAGGAUUUCAUUGAGUUCUUUCGCAAGGAAGCUAAAAACUACUUCGAAUUUGAAUAUGUUUCAGAAGCAGACUCCACUAGGGAAAGCCUGCGAUGUUCAUUCAACGAAGCUGGUGCCAAAGCGGGUAUCAUUGACGUCCUGCUCGAAUUCAUACUAGGUGAUAAUCCGGAAACCAUUUUGGAUAAACUACAGAAGGAAGGUAACACCGCUGCAGUUUGUGGCAAAGUUUUCAAAAAUGGUGAACCGACUUACUGUUGUCGCGAAUGUGGCAUGGAUCUCACAUGUGUGCUGUGUGUUAACUGCUUCAAGCAAUCCCCCCACAGGUACCACAAGUACAAAAUGUCCACAUCUGGAGGUGGUGGAUGUUGUGAUUGCGGUGACGAGGAAGCUUGGAAGAAGGAUCAUUACUGUGAUGAACAUUAUAGAAACAAAGGACUUCCAGCUGAGAGUCCAAUAAUAACAGACGCCAUAAAAGGUCGCUGUGACAUCGCCUUUCGUGCGAUUAUUCAGUUCUGCAUGAAUAUAUUCGAAAUCGAGUCGAUUGCUAGUCUGGAGUGUCUGGACGACGGCAACGAAGACGAUCGUAUUUUCUGCACAGUCCUUUACAAUGACGAGAGUCAUACUUUCGGUCAGGUUAUUCAAACUCUGACUAAGAUUGUGAAGUGUAGGCAAAAGGAUGCAAUGGACAUUGUAGCGAGUAUAGAUCGAGAAGGUCGAGCAGUCGUUCGUUGUGAGUCAUUCGCCGCAUGCCGUCAGCUAAAGGAGUCAAUCGAGAAGCAGUCAGUGCAGAUUGGAGCCACCACGAGCAACAGCAGGGCCAAUCAAUCGUUGCGAGUAUCGGUUCUACAUAGAAGGGCAGUUUCGUGCCAACAAUUCGCCAUACAACUGCUGACGUGGUUCCAGGAGUUCCUUAUGAAACACAUGACCUUCCGAGCGAUCUUUGCCACUGUGAUAAGCGACAAAACUACCACUUACAACAUCGGUCACAUCCUCGAGUACGAUGUCAAACUGUGGAAGACUGCGCGCAGUUGCUGGCACAGGCUGCUCAUAUCGGGCAUGUUGAUGGAAUACGAUAAUAAAAUGGCACUUGCUCAGGAGUUCUCCCGACACUAUGCGACUAUUGUGCAAGAUUUCAUCCGCGAUGAUCAUGAUCACUCGUUUUCGAUUGUAUCAUUGAGUGUUCAGCUUUUUACGGUGCCCAGUAUUGCCCAUUAUCUUAUUGCCGUCGAGGGUAUCUUCCACAAGCUGCUCCAUACGUUCUAUCACGAAUCAAUAGACAUGUAUGUGCAGAACAAGACUCUCCACUUUGCCAGAAAUAUGGCGAUUUCGGGACAGUUUAAGCGUGCCGCUUACAUUCUGUAUGAUAUGCGGUACAUUUUGAGCUUCAAGCCGGAAGUGUGGACUCCAGAGCUCCGAGAGGGCUUCCUCGAGGGUGUGAAGGUCCUUUUGCGCCUGUUGAAUGUGAUGCAGGGUAUGGAGUCGGUAACCCGUCAGACCGGCCAGCACAUGGACUACGAGCCGGAGUGGGAGUGUGCUUUCAAUUUGCACAUCAAGCUGGCCAACACUAUUUCUUUGGUUCUGGAUUGGUGCGCCAGCGAUCGGGAGAUUUUACUUAAGGUCUAUCAGAUGACAAUGCGUCAUUUGAUGAACAACGGGUUUAAUCUUAACACCAGCAAAAUUGAGGAGCAAUCCGUCAACGAUCACGUCGCCAAAUGCAUGAUGUACGACGUGUCUUCCCGCCCUGUCUCAAUUCACCUACCUUUGUCACGAUUCUAUGCGGGCAUCUAUCUGCAUUUGGGCAAAUACGGAAUAACUUUCGACAAUGCCUUCACAACAGGAGGUCGUACACCGGAGGAAAUCAUGGAACCCAUUCUCUGUACUCAGGCCAUGAUUGCUCAGGUAAACUCGGGAAUGUGGCGCCGCAAUGGAUAUUCCCUAUUGCAUCAGUUGUACUUCUAUCGCAAUGUGCGUUGUCGUUCGGAAAUGCUCGACCGUGACAUCGUCGGCCUACAGAUCGGAGCAGCCCUCAUUGAAAGCAAUCAAUACUUAAUUCAUUUGCUAAAUAAAUUCAAUCUUCUAGAAUGGAUACAAGCUGACUAUGAGUCAAACAACACUAGCGCCGCAGACGAUGACUUCAUUCGGCAGCUAUCGAUGAUUGAUGAAUUUUUAGAGAUGCUGAUUGUGAUUAUUGGCGAGCGAUACGUGCCAGGCAUUGCGAAUGUAACCGAUGCUGACCGCAUAAAGAAGGAAAUAAUCCAAUUGUUGUGCAUUAAGUCAUAUUCACACUCAGAGCUAAACAGAGCUCUGUUAGAUUCUAAUAAUGAGAUAAUUUUAGAACAUGUAACUGACGUAUUAGCCGAUUUCAAGAAACCAAUGAAGACCGAUUCGAAGGGAGUUUACGUAUUGAAGGAUGAAUUCUACGACGAUUACAACAUGUACUUUUAUCAUUACACCAAAGAGGAGAAAUCGAAAUCAGAGGAGAAUCAAAGAGCACGCAGGAAGGCAAAAGAAUUGCUGGUUUGCUGUCCACCGCCACAAUUGCCUAAGCUUACUGAUGGAUUUGUCUCAAUUGCGAACCUUCUUCAGUGUGAUGUUAUGAUGACCAUUAUUUCAACAGUUUUCAAUCGUGCUCUAGAUCUCAAGUCAUCCAGUUUCACAGAUAAUCAUCUUCAAAAAGUUCUUCACUUGAUAGGAUAUGCUCUGCAAGAAGAAGCAUCCGGAAACUAUCCCUUCCUACAAUUUUUCGAAAGAUCGCAGAAAUUCGAUAUUCUGCCGUCACUUGAGAAGCUAUCCCACAGCGCUAGGGUUGAAUCACAUCGUGACUUCAUCUUGUGGACAUUGAAAAAAUUCAAAGAACUCCAACCAAAAGAAUCCACUACCGAGGAAGCAAUGGAAACUCCUGCCGACGAAGAUGAGGGUAUCGAACCAAUGACCGCAGCUGAGGCUGAGAAGCAGGAAAAAGAAGAACGCUCCCGCUUAGCUGCUCAGCGUCGAUCGAAGAUUCUCGCCCAAAUGAUGAAUGCUCAACGAAAUUUCAUGAAAUCAAAUGCAGAAAUGUUCGAAAAACUCGAAGGUGUUAAGGACGACGAUGAGUCAUCGAUGGACUGGCAAACGGAUCGCGAUCGUUUUGAAUUAGAAGAAGGAGCUGUAGCAUAUAGGUCAUUGGCUUGUUUGGGUGUUGAUAGGCGUCAUCAACAACCUGUGGACAAAACUUUCAAGUGCAUUCUGUGCUUUGAGGACUGCACUGUGACUAAGGAUGGACCGUGUCUAGUUUAUUCGGCUUAUAUUCAAAAGAGUAAGGUGCUCCCACCAACUGGUGACGCUCCUAAUUCAAUUUACACAAGUAGUUGCGGUCAUGUGAUGCACGACACUUGUUGGAAUGAGUACUAUUCGAAUGAGGAGUCCAAGGAAAUGCGUCGUCCAACUCGCAAUCGUCAAGGAUACUUCCUUCUCAGAAACAAUUCGGACUUCCAAUGUCCUUACUGCAGGUGUGUCAGCAAUGCUGUUCUUCCUUUGACAGCUCCAAUCUCCAAAUUUUCUGUCAGUCCUGUGAUACACACUGGCGAGGAGGUGGUUCCCUUAGACAAGUGGGUCGAUGUUAUGACUGCUUUUACUGAAAUCGUGACAACAGUGCCAGCACCUUCUUCUCCAAGUGCAAGCACCGAUGAAGAUACCCCAAAAGAUUCCGACUGGUUUAUGUAUCCAAAUUUGGAAGAAAUUCUGACUGGAAAAAUGGUUACGGUAGAUGAUUUCAAAAAGCUCUGUGCUCCCCAACAAUCUUUGGAAAUAACAAAGGAAUGGGCUUCCUUUGCUGAUCGUUUUACUGAGAGCUUGAGAAAGUUUGCCCAUACCCCGUUUGACCUAAACAAAAAUGAGGAGUUACCAAAGUUGUGGCACACUUGCAGUUAUACCAUCCAGGCUCUGGAAGUAUACUUGCGAGCCACUUCGAAGCCUUUUAAGAGUGAGAUGUCCAUUCGUCAUAGCAGUUGCUUGAGUGGGCUGAUACGUGCAAGCUGUCUUCGUGCAGGCAACGUCGAUGCUGAGGACUUAAAUAAUAUUCUCAACCCUGUUCGAAAAAUUCUCGAAACAUUGUUCACACAAAAAGGCACACCAGUGCUGCAGUGGAACUGUUUUGAGAUGCUCUUAUCUGUGAUCUUAUCAGUACCAAGUAUGAUGUUCGCCUAUGACGGCAAAAAAGUCAUCACAUGCGGUAGUUUCUUUGAAUUCUACGUGUUGCAGCUUCUCUUUAUUGCAAAUUUGGUCAAAGCUCUUUUGCUCUUCAAUGAAGAGGAUCAGACCUUCAUGGAUAUUGAUGAAGAGGAGCAGGAGUCAAAAGAAGAUGAAGUUGCAGCUUGUUCAUCAGCAUCAGCAUCAGCAUCAGCGUCAACUUCAGCAUCAACAUCGCAGAACUUAAGUACAGAGGUCUUUGAAGAUUUGAAAAACUUCUACCAGCGCUUCAACCUGCGACAGCGAAAUAAUCCCACACAAGAAAUCUCACAGCGCAACAUCCGAUCCCUGCUGGAACACAUGCGCACGGAAAGCAAGCAAUUCUUGCGCAGCGCCUGUCUGUUCUUCCAUUUCGUUACAGAUGUAGAAUUCACGGAUGAGUUCCUAGAGCCCGACAGUGACACUUUUGUCAAUAUGUGCAGCUAUCUAGGUCUAAAUACAGCUGUUGAGAGUUAUUUUGACAGUAAGCGACCAUCGGCCGUUAUUGCAGAGCUUUUUGCUUCACAUCCCGAACUCGAAAAAUACACAACGACUACAGUGUUACCUUUGGUACCGUGUACGCUUCCUGUGCCCAGCUUGGUAGCACUUCCCGACGAUUAUAGCGAUCUGAUAAACAGUGUAUCGGAGCUCACGUGUCCCAACAACGAACGCGAAGAGAUGAAAACUCCCACCAUGUGUCUCAUCUGUGGUGAUAUCCUAUGCGGUCAGUCAUACUGCUGCCAGCCCGAGCUCGAGCCAACUCGAAUAGUUGGCGCAUGCACCUAUCACGCUCAUUUCUGUGGUGCGGAAAUAGGCGUUUUUCUGCGUAUCCGUGAUUGCCAGAUUGUCUACCUGGGUCGCAACAAAGGCUGCUUCAUUCAACCACCCUACUUGGAUGAAUACGGCGAAACAGAUGCAGGUCUCAGACGAGGCAAUCCGCUAACCCUCUGUACAGAGCGCUAUAGGAAAAUUCACUUGCUCUGGUUAGGCCAUGGGCUCCAUGAGGAAAUCGCUCGUCUCAACGAAACAACGUCCAUAACAUCACAUCAAUGGUACGACAUGUAGUCACGACUGGCCGUAACUCGCUCUAUUCGUCGAGUGAGGAGGAGAAUUAUUAGUCGUUUGUUUUUCAAUUAAACUAAUAUUAAAUUGUUUUUAAUUUUUAAAUAGUUUUUUUUCGCUAUUUUGUUAUAAUGAACUAAAAAAUGAUGUCAAGUUGUAAAUUUCGUUAUGCGCACGAUGCAAAUAAAUAAAACAAAAAUAAAUAAAAGAAAAUGAUGCGCGUGCAAUAAAAACAAACGCUUAAAAACAACCGGAGAGCCGAGUUUUAAACCAACCAACAAGAAGCCAUCAUAAGACGAUAACAAUAUUGUAGAGAUGCCUUUUUUCGCUCCUCUAAUUUUUACAAAAGUCGUUGCACAAUAAAAACAAAAAUUACUAAACAUA
Molecule: messenger RNA, 6600 nt
Organism: Eupeodes corollae
Lineage: Eukaryota; Metazoa; Arthropoda; Insecta; Diptera; Syrphidae
Gene: Ubr1
Product: E3 ubiquitin-protein ligase UBR1
Exons: 8
Coding region: 841-6219 (1792 amino acids)
Biological process (GO): ubiquitin-dependent protein catabolic process via the N-end rule pathway; protein ubiquitination
Cellular component (GO): ubiquitin ligase complex; cytoplasm
Molecular function (GO): zinc ion binding; ubiquitin protein ligase activity
Source: RefSeq, a predicted model, not a curated record